AUGCCGUGUGAUGGGAGACCAGGUGUGCGCAGGUGGCUGACCUUUAGCUCUGGCCUGCUGGAGUGUCUCUGCUUCGCCGGAGCCGUGUUCGGAUGGGCCUCUCUCGUUAUUGUCCUCCGGAGCGAAGGAUAUUUCAGUGCAUUAUGUUUUAACUCUACAGCAGUCAGAGCCUCAGCACCAAACAGUACUGCCAACAUCAGUCAGAGACUCUACAGCAGCUUCACUGGACUCAACACUACACACACACUGGAGUGCAGUGAUCAAGAUGAGAGCUUUUCUCUUGUGUUCACCAUCACAUCCUUUGCAUCAAACUUUCUGUCCUUUCCCAGUGGGUUCAUCUUUGACUGGUUGGGGACAGCCAUCGCUCGGCUCUGUGCAAUAUGCAUCUUCACUGUGGGGACGUUAAUGGUGGCGUUCUCAACACCAGGGCUGUCGGUGCUGAUUUUCCCUGCUCUGUCGCUGAUGGGGGUCGGUGGCAGGAUGUACCUCAUGACCAACAUGCAGGUGGGGAACCUGUUUGGGGCGCGCCGCUCCACAGUCAUCACAGUCUACACUGGAGCUUUUGGGUCCUCUUCGUUACUCUUCCUGAUCAUUAAGUUGCUACAUGAAGCUGGUGUCUCUCUACACAACUCCUUUCUGUUCCUGUCAACCUGCAGCAUCUUUCUGGUGCUCAGGACGUUCUUCCUGCUCCCACUGAACCGAAUCCCCUAUCCGCUGCCAGAACACUACACCUAUGGGAUAACCUGUAAAGCAAACAAUGUAGUUGUGGGACACUUGGAAUCAAACAAUAAUUCCCACUCAACAGCAAAUGAAACUCCUGCAGUGAACGACACAUGCUUAAAUGAAGAUAUGAGUUUCCAAGAGUGUCUGCAGUCCAGUUUCUUCUUCUGGCAUGUGCUCUGGUUGGCAGUGAUACAGCUGAGGCAUUACCUGUUCAUUGGCACACUAAACCCAAUGCUUCAGAGGCUCACUGGAGCGGACCAGGCCGUGGUGAGCCAAUACAGCAACACAUUUGCUGUGACCCAGUUGUGUGGUGUCCUGUGUGCGCCCUGGAAUGGUCUCAUCAUGGACAAACACCGGGCCAAGCUCAAAUCUAGGGGUCUUGAAGAGCAUGAGGCAGACCUGCGGGCUGCGAUGCUGUCUCUCACACUGACCUCUCUCCUGUGUGUCCUGUUCUCGGUCUGUGCCAUGAUCCCUGUCCUGCCGCUCCAGUACUUCACCUUCUUUCUGCAGGUCUUAAACCGAGCCUUUUACACGGGCAGUGAUGCGGCCUUCAUCCAAGUCAUGUGA
Molecule: messenger RNA, 1290 nt
Organism: Knipowitschia caucasica
Lineage: Eukaryota; Metazoa; Chordata; Actinopteri; Gobiiformes; Gobiidae
Source: the annotation of a GenBank genome assembly